GGGGAGAGCGUCAUCUGGAGCGCUGCAUAGAGACAAGCUCCUGUAGCUUUGUGCUUUUAGCGUCCAGUCGGCUUUAAGCUCAUAAAAACAUUUCUUUCCAACUUCAGCUACAGUGUUAGCUAAGUUCGGAAAGGAGAAAAUACAGAAACGUCGUGUCUUUUUCUUUGUUUUUGUGACGCUGCAGAGUGAGAUGCGGUGCUAGCUGUUGGUCGACCUCCUUUAGCGCUCAUAUUACAAAAGAGAAGGAAAAAAGAGAGAUAUUCUUCAAUUUAUUUGAAUUUUACAUUUGGAAAGCUUUGAAAUGGAUAACUCCGGGCCCAAGAAGACGUGCUGUGAUUCCGUCAAAGACUUCUUUACUUCGGCUAAUUUCUUGAUUUAUAUGGGACAUGCUCUUUCAACAUGGGGUGACCGAAUGUGGAAUUUCGCUGUUGCUGUUUUCCUGGUGGAGCUCUAUGGGAACAGCCUGCUGCUCACGGCCGUGUACGGGCUAGUUGUGGCCGGCUCCGUGCUGCUGCUGGGGGCCAUCAUUGGGGACUGGGUGGACAGAAAUCCCAGACUGAAAGUGGCCCAGACUUCGCUGGUUGUCCAGAACAGUUGCGUCAUCGUGUGCGGGAUCCUCCUGAUGGUUGUUUUCCAGUUCAAAGAACAGCUUGUGGAGCUUUACAAUGGAUGGAUUCUGACCAGCUGCUACAUCAUGGUUAUCACCAUCGCCAACAUUGCCAACCUGGCCAGCACGGCAAUGUCCAUCACCAUCCAGAGGGACUGGGUGGUGGUAGUCGCAGGUCAGGACAGCAGCAAGCUGGCAGAUAUGAACGCCACAGUGCGCAUCAUCGACCAACUGACCAACAUCCUGGCUCCCAUGCUGGUGGGUCAGAUCAUGUCCUUUGGCUCACAUUUCAUCGGCUGUGGCUUCAUCUCUGGCUGGAACCUGUGCUCCAUGUGUCUGGAGUACAUGCUGCUGUGGAAGGUCUACCAGAAGACGCCAGCGCUGGCUGUGAAAGCGGGUCAGAAGGAGCAGCAGCAGGAGCUCAAACAGCUCAGCUCCCCUAAAGAGUUGGAGAACGGCCAGAGUCCUGAAGAGUCGUCUCAGCCUCUGAUGAAUGAAAACUCAGUCGUAGCUAAACCCGACUCCCCCAAGAAGCAUGGCUUGUGCCAUCAGGUGACCGAACCCUUGCGCACCUUCAGGGCUGGCUGGGUUGCCUAUUACAACCAGAACAUCUUCUUCGCCGGGAUGUCCCUGGCCUUCCUCUAUAUGACAGUGCUGGGCUUCGACUGCAUCACCACCGGCUACGCCUACACGCAGGGUUUGAACGGCUCCGUGCUCAGCUUGUUGAUGGGGGCUUCAGCCAUAUCCGGCAUCUGUGGCACUGUUGCCUUCACCUGGGUUCGCAAGAAGUGCGGUCUGAUCCGCACUGGCUUCAUCUCAGGCAUGGCCCAGCUUUCCUGCCUCAUGCUGUGUGUCAUCUCUGUCUUUGCCCCUGGGAGCCCCUUCGACCUCAGUGUGUCGCCCUUCAAGGACCUUUACACCCAUCUGAUUGGAGAGAAGACGCUACCUGAGGCUGAGCAUAUCAUCAACGGUGUCCUUCCUGCCGGAAACUCAACUACUGCUGCACCAGCUGAAGAGCUGCCACCUCUGCAGUCCUACAUGUCUGUUAGUCUGCUGUUUGCCGGCGUCAUUGCUGCUAGAGUUGGCCUGUGGUCCUUUGACCUGACAGUGACCCAGCUCAUCCAGGAGAAUGUGAUCGAGUCGGAGCGAGGUGUGAUCAACGGCGUCCAGAACUCCAUGAAUUACCUCUUAGACCUGCUGCACUUCAUCAUGGUGAUACUGGCUCCUAACCCAGAGGCCUUUGGUCUGCUGGUCAUCAUCUCUGUCUCGUUUGUGGCCAUGGGUCACGUGAUGUACUUUGGGUUUGCCUUCAAGAACCUGGGCACCCGUCUCUUCCUGUGCUGCUCACCGGAGCAGAAGGUGGAGACGGUUGAAAGCCCUGUCACAACUGUCUAACUGCAUUUAAGAGACUUUGUCCUGGGUACAUAUCUCUCAAGCCUUACAUAAAUCCUGCAUUUUAUUUAUCUCACUAACAUCUUUGCUUGUAGCUGGCAGAACGCUAACAAAAACCAGAGAACAGUAACCUAACAUGCUAUGCUUAACAGAGCCAUUAGUAAAGCAUUAAUCAUGAGCAGAGGGAGGUGAGUAGAAAGCUUGCAGUCAUAGAAAACUAACCCAUAGUCAAACUUAAGAUAUGGCAGGGUUUCUCUAACUUUUCAUAUCAGAUAAGAGCCUCAAACUCUUAUUUAUGGGUCUUUGAAACAUACAUGUACUGUCAAACAAGGCUCCAUCACUUCUCUGCUUGUGACCCCAAAGUGAGUCCAGCUGAAGAAGUCAGGGGACAAGGCACUCUAAGAUAUUCUUCCUCUAACCGCCUGGGAUUUAGCUGUAAAGAUUUCAAAGGUGCUUCAGCUAACAGCAGGGCAAAAUGAGGGAGAAAUGUCGCAGGAAAGCAGGCACUGAGGACAACAAAGACAGAGCAUCCUCUUCUUGUUGGUGCUGUAGUUGUGUCUGCUAGCUGUUCUCCGAAAGCCUUUAUGUUUGAUGAGCAAGUUGUGAAUGUCUUCCUACAGAAGGCGGAAGAUUCUUUAACCAAACACAAAACUGACAUCUAGUCUCCGCCAUGCAUGGUUAUGAGGGCACUGCUGUAGACUAUUUGUAAGAAGUGGAAGCAGCUGUAAGAUAGCUUUUUGCUUUGACAUUUUUUCCUUGCUAGAGAGAAGUGAGGGGAUUACCAAACCCUAAUCUAACAGUUUAUGCUGGUUUCAGCUUUGUUUGCAGGGUGAUGUGGUAUUAAAUGGUAUUAACAACUUAAUGCUCAACAAAAUACUUAUAAAGUCUAUGUGGUAGGGCCUGGUUGCCACAUCCUAAAGCAUACCCUGAUUAAGUUAUUUUAUAGAGAUGUAACAGUAUCAAAAUCUCAUGGUAUUAUAAUACCUCAGUAACAAGUCCAUGGUAAGAUGUUUGUUGCCUUAUAACCUUCUAAAACUGUUUUCCACAGCUGAAAAGAGCUGUAGGUCUUUGCCGAUAUACUGAUGAUACACCUUAUAAUCUGCUGAACCCUUGUUCUAUUGUGGGGAAGUGGGAUUGUGAAGGCUUGUUUAAGAGUCUGAUUUCUGGACACCGGGAAACCAAAAUUCUUUAAAGUGGCUGGAGCCUCCACAACCUGAAAAACUUUGUUGCUCAGUUCUCCCUUGCCAUUUUCUUGCUGAUCAAGCCAGUGAUUGAAGUGCAAGGGAUGGUGGGUACACAUGGGCUGAUGGUAACUGUAGUUCUCAUUUCCCUUCGCCCUGUUCUGAACUUUUUGCCCUGAAGACUUAUUGUUCGAAACCAUAACAUGUCCAUGAUGGUAUUAAGACGCUUUUGUCACCGCGAUACCGUGAAAUUAACAAUGCCGUUACAUCUAAAUUAUUUUACCCUCAGUGAAAUCAUAAUUUGCAUAAUAAGACUUCAAACUAGGGAUUGAGCCCAUAAACCUAUCAGAAAAAUGUUAAAGGCUUACUGUGUGACUUUCAGAGCAGAUUUUCUGACCAAAACAACCACUGUCUCCAUCUGUAAGCUCAACCCAUGUGGUGGUCAUCUUGCAAUAGGAAGGUCGUAGGUUCAAUCCACAGCUCCUGCAGCCACAUGUCGGUGUUUCCUUGAGCAAGACACUAAACUUCAAAUUGCUCCCACUGUGUCAUCGGUGGCGUGUUACUGGGUAUGGAAGCAUUUGAAAGGGAUUGGCUGAUUCUGAUAGCCAGUUCUUCUUUGCAGCCUUCACCGUCGGUGUAUGAAUGUGGAGUGAAUGGAGUGAAAGGGUGUGAAUGGGUAUUUGGACCUGCAGUGUAAAAGCUUUGAGUAGUCUGAUGACUAGCAAAGCGGGAUACAAGCUCUAGUUCAUUUGCCCCUUUCCUUCUGCCUUCGCUCUUCCCUGCCCCGCACCCUCAAUUUUGCCAGCAAAAUGUCUUCAGUAGGCAAGUGCUGAUAAACAUCAGAAAACGUGAUUGUGCAAUCAAUUUCAAGUGAUGAAAUGCAUCUUGGAGAUGCAAAAAGUGGCCAUCCGUUUGUCUUUUCAAGUCAAGAGGAAAUUUGCUUUGGUUUGGAGAGUCUGUUGGUUCUCCGCUGGCGAUGAUGCGUAGUCAUUAUGCACUAAGGGCAAGGCCAUUUUUUUCUUCCCCCACAUGGUGGCAGAGUAAAUGGUUGAGUUAGGUUCAGGCUUAAAAAAGGGCAAAAUAUAUAGGCACCUCUAAGUGAAGCAUAAACAAGCUGAAGGAAGUGCUGUCCCAUCAGUGUGAACGCAGAGCUGAGAACAACAAACCCAGAGGGAGUUUGACGUCACUUUUUUGUAUUUUUUCUUAGCAUGUUUUGCCUUUAUUUAGAUAGGAGGGCGGUGUAUUGGAAAAUGGGGAACUUGGAAAUGGGGAUUAGAGUGGGGAACAAUGUGCUGGAAAGAAACAACAGGCUGGCUUGAACCUAGCCCACUGCAUACACAGAGCGUGGCCUAACCACUUGGUAAUCUUUGCCCCUAUGGUCACUCUUUUCAAAGAAGUCAUGUUAAUAGGGUACAUUUGAUUUUUGUUUUACACAUAAUUAAACGUUGCAGAGUAAGACUUAAACUGUGAUAAAUCAAGUGAGAAGGAAGGUAACUCAGCAAUUAGAUACCUUUUACAACCUGUGGAGUCUCCCCCUGCUGGUCAAUAGAGAGAAUGCAGGUUUGUGCAUCCAAGAGGCUGCGUCCACUCCUUAUAUACAGUCUAUGGCUGAAGCUCUUUACUGUAUUUAUUCAGGAAACACAGAUGUGGAUUUUGUAUUAACUGUAUCAUCAGUAUUCUAACAGUCGUGCCAUGAGACAGAUACCGAGAAAUCCUAUGCACCCUUGUCAAUAACUCUCUCAGUUACCAAAGUCAAAGUCUGUGUGUGGCAUUUAAGGAAGUGAGGGAAACCUGGAGCAUUCCAAAUAUAGAUUUUUACAUCAGGUGACAGUAGUUGCUUUCAUACACAUCUCUGAAUAACCCACUCUGAGAUUGUACCUUAAUCCUCUUGUAGUUUACAUUAAUAGUGUUGUGUUGUCACCGUUUGAUUUUGAUAUUUUCUUUCUUGAGUAAUUUUGUAAUCAUGAUUGUUGUUACACAGGCACUUUAAGUGAUUGACGUCUGUCAUUACACCCAGUUCAUGAUCAGGCAUUUAAUCAAUACUUUUGCACAAUGCUGAAGUCCCAACCCCCCCCCUCCCCGUAUGGUUUAAUCACUUACAGUCUUUGUACAGGUCCUGUGGGAGAAUCUUGGAUUGAAUAAGGCACAUAUUUAAACUCCUAUUACCACAUGUUCAAGAGGAAAAACUGAAGCAGACCCUGAAUACAAGUCACAUCAAGUUAUGUCUGUGUGAAAUCAAGCCCAUGGGUGUUGACUAAGUCAAGAUUCCUCAGCAGAGGUUGAUAAAUUUCCAAGAAUGCCUGGCUACAGACAUCCGACAUUUAUAAACGCGUGGACACUUGGACAUUCAUAAAUGCAUGCGCAUUGCAGACUACUUUUUUUAACUGAGGUGUCUUUUUAUUGAAACUGAUUUCCACAGAGUGCAUGUGCUAAGCAGUAAACCAAACUUAACAUUUUGACUGUGAAAAGAUUUUUUAAAAGCACCUUGUGCCACAUCUGCCGCUCAGAAUGCUUUGCGUGUGGCUCCAGUCCCUUGGAAGCACACGCCAGAAUAUGUCAGCACUUUUGAAACUUCUUUCAGCAUGUGAAAUUCAUCCAUAAAAAUUAAACAUUGGUUUUCUGUUAAGUACUUUCACCUUAUGGGUUUCAUUUUAAGUGAAAAGACACCUCAAUUGUUAAAGAUAGCAGGCAGCUGACAUGGGUAGGGCAUUGUCACUUGGGCAUGUUCAGUGGGGCUGUAGAUAACAGAUUAAACAAAAAUAGUAAUUUGAAAAAGAUAACAGAGGUCUCAGGGCAUAGGAGAUCAUGGAUGUCUGAAGUCAGGUGCCUCUCAAAAUUUGUACUCGUGGCAAAAUUCUGACAUUUGUGUGAAUAAUUUUGACUUAACUGGACCAGUCUUGGAAAUUAAAAUCAAUGUUAUCUUGCACAUUUUUUGCAGGCUUCUUCUCCCUUGAGGAGACACAAGUCUCCUUAAACAUCUAAAAGAGAGCCUGCUUUAAAGUGAAGCUGUUUAAAAGUAGACAUGACCAAAAAGUACAGGAUGAUAAUGAAAAGAAAUUUAACUACAGCUAUCUGAAAUGGCUAAAAAUAAGCAACAAUAAGCUAACUGGUAAACAAUGCCUGGUAAGGCUGUAGCAAUAACCCCCUGAGUGUAAUAAGCUGAAUAAUGCCUUUUUUAAUUACAUAAUCCCACUUUAGAGCCCUCUAAAUGACGCAUCUAAUGUAGCCUAACUAGUUCCUUUUCACCUCUGACCUUUAGUGGUUUCUGUCACCUUAAAUCAGCUGUUAAACGCACAAAAGUGGCUAUGUUAGACGGUAACCAGCCGCACCCCAACCUUUUAAAUGAAAAUCCAGUUUUUCAAGCCUGAUUUUUGGUAAGGUGGGGGGGGGUAUUUAGGUUGGAAACAGAUUUAACCACACCAGAUGUUGGAGAACAGAGGCCACUUUUAGUCGCACAUUCCCAUGAAACCUUCUGGACGCCGUGUUGGCGAGUCAGCACGUCUGCAGGUGUGCCGUAAGGUGCAGACUCACAGGGAAUGGAACCCAAUUUUCAUGUUCCAUUGACGGUUUAUUUUUGUAAGUGCAAAUUCUGUCUAGGCACUAGAACAAAACCAGCUCUUAAAACAGUUGGUCUGCUGAUUCAGGAAUACCACACAUGGCCAUAACUUUAUUUUUACUGUAAAUACAAUUAUCUGUUGUUGAAUACAUUUGGAAAAUACUUAAAAAAGAGGAAAAAAUAACUGUGUUUACUGUUGCCAUGCAGUUUGUCUGAGAUGUUGACUUUUUUUUUUUUUUACAUGUUUUUACAUACCAAGUGUUCACUUUUGUGUCAAAUUGAGUUUUCUUGAAGAUUUUUUUAAUUUGUCCAUAAAGCAAUUAUUGCAUCUCAUUUGAAUACAUCUGUUAAAUUCUGCUUUGAUCUGACAAUAUAUAUCUCUUUGUAUAUAUAAAUAUACAGUAUAUAUAUAUAUAUAUAUAUCAGUGUUAUUGUAGUUUAUUAGGCAAAUCAGAAAGAAAUCAUUUUUCUGUGAUAAUCGCACUCCACUGAGUAUAAGGACGUUGGUUCUUCUUAUAUUGCAUGAGGUCUCAUGAAUAAAGAAAGCCUCCACAAUC
Cheilinus undulatus (humphead wrasse) is the source of this 7293-nucleotide messenger RNA. It is a transcript of the gene slc40a1, whose product is annotated as solute carrier family 40 member 1. The transcript is spliced from 8 exons. The coding region runs from base 302 to 2002 and encodes 566 amino acids. Gene Ontology annotation, cellular component: basolateral plasma membrane. Gene Ontology annotation, biological process: iron ion transmembrane transport. Lineage: Eukaryota; Metazoa; Chordata; Actinopteri; Labriformes; Labridae. The record is from RefSeq and is a predicted model, not a curated record. Gene Ontology annotation, molecular function: peptide hormone binding; iron ion transmembrane transporter activity.